Cylicostephanus goldi is the source of this 492-nucleotide messenger RNA. NCBI's taxonomy places the organism in Eukaryota, Metazoa, Nematoda, Chromadorea, Rhabditida, Strongylidae. The record is from the annotation of a GenBank genome assembly.
AUGAAACUUUUCAGAGACGAUCUUCUCUACAAGGUCAUACAAGAAGGCAUUGUCUACGGCCUCAUUGUGUAUGGUCUACCCAUAUGUCUCCUCUUAUGGCUAAAUCUGAACAUAAUUCGCCUGAUAAGAGGGGAGCAGCUUCAUGUACAAGCAUCACGUCGAUCAGCCGAAUAUCGCACUGCUCUAAUGACGGUGUUUGUGUUCGUCUUUUUCUUCUUAUGCACAACUCUUUCAGCAUCAAUAAGACUUUUCAUGAUAACUGCUGGAGGACUAGUGGAUCCCUUAGAGCUGGUAUGGCUGGUCGAUCUUUCAAAUCUUUUGAUGAACAUCAAUGCGCUAAUAACUCCAGUUAUCUGUUUUAUUUUCACCAGGGGAUUCAAGGAUCUUUUCUUUGUCAUCAGAUUUGCCCCUCCAAAAGGUUCAUUUGACGAAAAGGACUUCAAUCGACAGUUUUCUCCCAUGCUACCAUCAGAGUAUCGCAAUAUUUCGUAG